Messenger RNA from Rhineura floridana, 2141 nucleotides. RefSeq names its product anaphase promoting complex subunit 7 (gene ANAPC7). Gene Ontology annotation, molecular function: protein binding. Gene Ontology annotation, biological process: cell division. The coding region runs from base 144 to 1841 and encodes 565 amino acids. The record is from RefSeq and is a predicted model, not a curated record. The transcript is spliced from 11 exons. Lineage: Eukaryota; Metazoa; Chordata; Lepidosauria; Squamata; Rhineuridae.
GGCCGCUUUCUCUGCGAGGACCCCUCAGAGAGGCGCCAUUUUAGAGUUCCUGACGCGGCGCUGAGAUUCCCCGGUGCUGAAUUAGGAGCCGCCGCCUUCGCCUUCUCCUUUCUCUCUCUUCUCCUUUCGGCUCGCCCGCAGCCAUGAGCGUGGUGGAUCAUGUGCGGGAGAUGGCGGCCGCGGGGCUCCACUCCAAUGUGCGGCUCCUCAGCGGGCUUUUGCUGACCAUGAGCGGCAACAACCCUGAAUUAUUUUCUCCGUCGCAGAAGUAUCAGCUUCUGGUGUAUCAUGCAGAUUCUCUCUUCCAUGACAAGGAAUAUAGAAAUGCUGUCAGCAAGUAUACGGUGGCUUUGCAGCAGAAGAAAGCACUGAGCAAAACUUCAAAAGUGAGGCCCUCUACUGGGAACGCUGCAUCUACUCCUCAGAGCCAGUGCCUGCCUUCUGAAAUUGAAGUUAAAUACAAAAUGGCAGAGUGCUAUACAAUGCUAAAGCAAGACAAAGAUGCUAUCGCUAUACUUGAUGGAAUCCCGUCAAGGCAGAGAACCCCAAAGAUUAACAUGAUGCUGGCAAACUUGUACAAGAAGGCAGGUCAGGAACGCUCCUCUGUGACGAGUUACAAAGAAGUGCUGAGGCAGUGCCCACUAGCCCUUGAUGCCAUCCUAGGCUUGCUCUCGCUCUCAGUGAAAGGUGCAGAGGUAGCUUCCAUGACGAUGAAUGUGAUCCAGAGCAUCCCAAACUUGGACUGGCUUUCAGUGUGGAUCAAAGCAUAUGCAUUUGUGCACACGGGUGAUAACACCAGAGCAAUCAAUACCAUCUGCUCACUGGAGAAAAAGUCAUUACUGAGGGACAAUGUGGAUAUACUAGGAAGCUUAGCAGAUCUUUAUUUCAGAGCUGGUGACAGUAAGAAUGCAAUUCUAAAAUUUGAACAGGCGCAAAUGUUGGAUCCAUAUUUGAUAAAAGGAAUGGAUGUAUAUGGCUAUUUGUUGGCCCGUGAAGGUCGCUUGGAGGAUGUGGAGAAUCUCGGCUGUCGGCUCUUCAAUAUUUCUGAUCAGCACGCAGAGCCAUGGGUGGUCUCAGGGUGUCAUAGUUUCUACAGCAAGCGCUAUUCUCGUGCCCUGUACUUAGGAGCCAAAGCCAUUCAGCUGAACAGCAAUAGUGUGCAGGCUUUGCUGCUGAAAGGUGCCGCUCUUCGGAAUAUGGGGAGAGUUCAGGAGGCCAUCAUACACUUUCGUGAAGCGAUACGCCUUGCACCAUGUAGGUUGGACUGCUAUGAAGGCCUCAUUGACUGCUACUUAGCGUCCAACGGUCUCCGUGAAGCCACAGUGAUGGCAAAUAACGUCUACAAAACCUUGGGAGCCAAUGCACAGACACUCACUCUCUUGGCGACUGUUUGUCUGGAAGAUCCCGUUGCGCAGGAAAAAGCAAAGACGUUGCUGGACAAAGCGUUGACACAGCGCCCUGAUUACAUCAAAGCAGUGGUAAAGAAGGCAGAGCUUCUCAGCCGAGAACAGAAAUAUGAAGAUGGAAUAGCUUUACUGAGGAAUGCCCUGGCCAACCAGAGUGACUGCACUCUGCAUCGCAUGUUAGCAGACUUCCUUGUAGCUGUGAAUGAGUAUCAGGAAGCCAUGGAUCAGUACAGUAUUGCUCUAAGUUUGGAUCCCAAUGAUCAGAAAUCACUGGAGGGAAUGCAGAAAAUGGAAAAAGAGGAAAGCCCCACCGAUGCUACCCAGGAAGAGGAUGUGGAUGACAUGGAAGGGAGCGGAGAGGAAGGCGAUCUAGAAGGCAGUGACAGCGAGGCGGCCCAGUGGGCUGAUCAGGAGCAGUGGUUUGGCAUGCAGUGAAAUUGACUCCCCGAGCUGACCUGGGAUUGUAGCCCUUGAUGAGUCCCUGCUUCUCCCUGGAAUGAAAAAUGUCAUGGAGGGCUGUGGCUGCUGCUGCUGCUGCUGCUGCAAAAACUAGACUGAAGCAUGAGUCAAAGCGGCCUCUCCUGUUUCUGUGUUAUGUUCCCAACGCUCCUUAUUUAAUAACGCUGAGAAAUUUCAGUAGUUUGGUGCUUGGGAGGCAUCUGUGCCAAACAGCGAUUUUGAGUUCUUAUUUCUAAAAUUAGAAGCUUUCAAAGAAUAAAAAGUGUUUCUCCAGCA